AUGGAGAGGAGCAAAGAGAUGUCCCAAAUGUUUCCAAAUGGGCUUACAUCUCUGAACCUUAGCUCAAACCUGGGUCGAGCCAACCUGGUCCAGAAAUGUUACCGUGCGAGCCAACCAUUCCAAGCCCAGCUCAAGCAGCUAGCUCAGUCCAACGGCGAGGAUACCUGCACUACGUUCGAUGCCGUAGCAGCACAUGUGUGGAGGUGUUGGGUGAAGGCGCUCGAUAUCCGUCCUCUGGAUUAUGAUCUACGGCUGACGUUCGCCAUCAAUGUCCGUCCUAAACUGACAGAUCCACCGUUGAAAGAUGGUUUUUUGGGCAAUGCAGUAUGUGUAGCAUGUGCUACGAGCACGGUGGGCCAGCUUGUUGAUGGACAAAUCUCCGCCGUUGCUCGAUUAGUCCGUGAGGCCCGUCUUGGUAUGUCAGAAGAGUAUGUGCGGUCCACGAUCGAUUACAUCGGGGUGGAUCGGCCUACAAGGCUCGAUUUCGCUGGGAAGCUGACGAUCACGCAGUGGACCCGGUUCUCUAUCUAUGAGUCGUCGGAUUUCGGGUACGACCGGCCCGUUUAUGCAGGCCCGAUUGAUCUGAAGCCCACACCACAGAUGUGCGUGUUCUUGCCAGAUGGUGGGCCAUCUCCAGGGAGGAGAAACAAGCCAAGCAAAAUGGAGAGGAAGAAACACGAGGUAGUUGAAAGGGCCAAGAGGCCUUUCUUGGAGCAACAAAUGAGGGAGGACCAAGGGUCUAACAAGAAGCAGAAAACCAAUGAGGAAGUUGAGGUUCCCAAGUCUCUACAACGCUUCAUUCGCAAGAAGGUAGAGUGA
This is a messenger RNA of Magnolia sinica, 819 nucleotides long. RefSeq names its product alcohol acyltransferase 9-like. The record is from RefSeq and is a predicted model, not a curated record. Gene Ontology annotation, molecular function: acyltransferase activity, transferring groups other than amino-acyl groups. Lineage: Eukaryota; Viridiplantae; Streptophyta; Magnoliopsida; Magnoliales; Magnoliaceae. The coding region runs from base 1 to 819 and encodes 272 amino acids. The transcript is spliced from 3 exons.